CAUCCGUUUCUCUUUCUAUUCUUCAUCAUUGCUCAGACUCACUCGUCUCCCACCCACUAGAAAUUAGAUUGAUAAAUCCGAUUCCCAGAGCCGAAGACAUCUGCAAAGAGAUAUCGUUUUGGAGGAAAACGAUUUUUGAUUUUAGAUGGUGCUGGACGAUGUGUAAUAUUGCGCAUGCGCCCUCCUCCGAACGUCAACGACUCGCCAAGAGCCCCAUUGGUCCUGCCAACGCUGUUGUUCAGCCUCUCCCCACACCCCCUCCAUCAACCCCUCUAAUCUAGACACCCCCUCUUUUCCACUUCCAUGGGCUAUCGUAGCACGCACUCACACAUACGAGUAGACCAAUACAAGUAGCAGCUCUAAACAGUCCGGAUCUCUGAGACCGUCCGGAUUUCUAGACAUUCGAGUAGAUAGUACUUGGGGGGAGGUUGUUUGACCGCCGCCGGACUUUGUUGCGAAAAGGGUCCUUGAGGAACUCCCUGGGACGAGGGGUCUCUCCUUAGUGAGGGGUCUCUUGGUGAAGCUCUGGCGUUGUGGAAGCAAUGUCACUGAGUCCUAAACAUUCUACACCGUUUUCCGUGACCGAUAUCCUAAGCCCACUCGAAGAAAGCUACAAGAAGGCAAUCGCAGCAGUUGCUGCAGAGAAUUCCGGACUAGGUUCAACGUACAGGAGUCCCCAGACUCAAGCAGCCAUGAACGUACCCGUGACCAAUCCUUACAUGCAUAUGUCCCAGCUCUCUCACCCUAACACUUUCCCCACCCAGUACUGUAACGGAACGGACAUCUCUGCCCACUACGGUGACGUCCGGCAAUCUGCACCAGGAUGGUACAGCACCACUCCAGAUCCCCGUUUUGCAAUUUCCCGGCUGAUGGGUUCUUCAACGGGGAUGUCUAUGUCCAAUAUGAAUAUGUCCAGUUUGAGUGCUUGCAGUGUUGCAGCGUCGGCAGUUGACCAAAAAACAGUGGCCGGUGUCCAGUUCCCCUUAACUCAGCGUCGCAAACGCCGGGUUCUUUUCACUCAGGCCCAGGUCUACGAGCUGGAGAGGAGGUUCAAGCAACAGAAGUACCUCUCUGCUCCGGAGAGGGAACACCUGGCCAGCCUGAUCCACCUCACGCCUACGCAGGUCAAGAUCUGGUUCCAGAAUCACAGGUACAAGUGCAAACGGCAAGCCAAAGAGAAAGCAAUGGCCGAACAGCAGCAAUCCCAGUCCCAAUCGCCACGGAAAGUCGCGGUGCCGGUGCUCGUCAAAGACGGCAAGCCCUGCUCGACAGGGUCGGCCGAAGAUGACGGCAGCAGCGGAGCCGGCGACCUCCUCCAGAGUUCGGCGCUGCAGCAGCAGGCUUCCCAUCAGCAUCAACAACAACAACAGCAUCACCAGCCGCAAGUUUCGGUCGGCGGUGGUGGGGCGCACAGAAACAGCUGCCUGGGUGACUCCUGUGCUCAAAGUUCGGCAGCAGUUGCUCGUGUCCAUCACGCCUUGGCCCAACAAUCUACAUGUUCCUUGACCGGUGGUGGGUCAGCCGCGGCAGCUCUGCAAGGAGCCCUUAAUGGCAUGAGUGGGUAUGGCCAGGCUGUGGCCGGAAAUCUAGACUUAAGCGCAGUUACCAAUGCCGCUAUGUGCCCUUCUUAUUUACAAUUACAAGGUAGGACUUGGUAAUCACAUCUCCUUGAAUUCAAAACUGAAACAAUAUUUGUAAAUAUUUAUAGAUUCCUCUUUAAGCUUCAGUGAGAUGAAAAUUGUACAUAUAUUUUGAUGAUGUCGCGCACGUGAAAUUAUUAAAUCAAUUUAUCGUCCAAAACUAGUUCGAUCAUGAGAGCAAGAUGGUAUACUAAAUGAAAUGAUAUUCUUUUUAAUUGAAACAAAGGAUACAAUCUACAUUAGUGAAACCACUGGACAAUUAUUGGUCAGCGAAAAUUUCUAAAUUAUUCUUCAACCGAAAAACCAAGAAAUGUACAAAAAGCGUUUGCAUUCUUACUAAAUGCUGAGAGUUUAAAUAUUGAUUUAUGAUAUUUUUUAACAGAACAAUUCAACAUUGUCUUAUGUUAUAUCAAAUAUUUUUGCGGUGACCAAAAUUAGAUGCUUCAUACUACUUCAAAAUUAUAUUUAUUAAUAUUAGAAAGAGGAAAAUAUUCUAUAUAACUUAAACUAAAUUAUAGUUCAGCAAUAGUAGAUGAAUUGAAACUAUUUGAUUGAUGAUUCAGUGUUUUUUUAAAAUUUCACAAAAAGCAUUUUUCUGUUGAAUAUAUCUUAUUUAUUAGUGUAUAAUAUAUUUUUUUUUCCUACUUCCAUGCUGUUUUCAAUUUUUCGUGAUAUUAUUCUUCAAUUGAAAAUAGUGAGCAAUGUAAUAAUAUCAAGUCACAUCAUUAAGUGUGUUUUAAGAGUGCUUUUGGGGAAAAAUAACGUGUUCAGAAGGUACCCAUCGGGAAACAAUACUGAGGUACAGUUUAACGUUGAAAAACUGUACUUUUUAAAAGCGUGGUUCUUUCACUGAAAAAAUAAAACCAAACUAUGCAGUAUUCAAAUCAUUCAUUUGUUAUCAUCAGUUUACCGAAAAUUCCGGUUUUCAAAAUUAUUGCUCUUAUUACCACACAUUUCGUAAAAAAUACAAAACUGAAAAGUAAAUUUAGCUAAAUGAAGGGUUUUUAUGCCAUGCUCUAAUGUAUCAAGAUAAAAUUACCAAAUUUUAUCACAUAAUUUAAAACCAUAUUUUAUAUUUAAUUUUACCAAAAUCAUUACAAAAGCACUUCGAUAAAAGUUACCGAGCAUUUUGUUGUUUCCAUAGCUUCAAAAAAAUACUAUAAAUGUAGUAAAAUAUUCUGGUAAUUUUGGAUAUACUUUUUUUUCUCAUUGUGUUAGGAAAAUCGUGAUUAUGAAUAAUAUAGUAAUUUAAUAUUUUAAACGAUUUUAAAUUAAUAUUCAAAUACAAUUUAAUAAAAAAUAUUUAAAUGCUUUAACACUUAUCACUCUUUAAUACGAACACAAAUGGUAACUAUUUUGUUU
Molecule: messenger RNA, 3002 nt
Organism: Parasteatoda tepidariorum (common house spider)
Lineage: Eukaryota; Metazoa; Arthropoda; Arachnida; Araneae; Theridiidae
Product: thyroid transcription factor 1
Biological process (GO): cell differentiation; regulation of transcription by RNA polymerase II
Cellular component (GO): nucleus
Molecular function (GO): RNA polymerase II cis-regulatory region sequence-specific DNA binding; DNA-binding transcription factor activity, RNA polymerase II-specific
Source: RefSeq, a predicted model, not a curated record